This is a messenger RNA of Morus notabilis, 1353 nucleotides long. RefSeq names its product lysine histidine transporter-like 2. Lineage: Eukaryota; Viridiplantae; Streptophyta; Magnoliopsida; Rosales; Moraceae. Gene Ontology annotation, cellular component: plasma membrane. Bases 1 to 1353 code for a protein of 450 amino acids. The record is from RefSeq and is a predicted model, not a curated record. The transcript has 7 exons.
AUGGAGUUAGAGAAGCCUCCUAAUAAGGAUAUUAAAGCAGUAGUCUUAAGCAAGGAAGAAGAGGACCUGAAUAAAUGGCUUCCGAUCACUAGUAAUCGGAAUGCGAAGUGGUGGUACUCGGCUUUCCACAAUGUUACUGCCAUGGUUGGUGCCGGGGUUUUGGGUCUCCCUUUUGCCAUGUCUGAGCUUGGAUGGGGUCCCGGUGUCACUAUGCUGAUUCUUUCAUGGCUGAUCACUCUCUACACCUUAUGGCAAAUGGUGGAGAUGCAUGAGAUGGUGCCGGGGAAGAGGUUCGACCGGUACCAUGAGCUAGGGCAACACGCUUUCGGCGAAAAGCUCGGGCUUUGGGUUGUGGUGCCACAGCAAUUGGUGGUGGAAGUUGGAGUGAACGUUGUGUACAUGAUCACAGGAGGAAACUCCAUUAAGAAGCUCCAUGACAUCCUUUGCAACCGCUUCACAAAUCUCCAUUGCAAGCCCAUGAGGGGCACCUACUUCACCAUGAUUUUCGCCGGCGUUCACUUUCUCUUAUCUCACUUUCCCAACUUCAAUGCCAUUGCUUCAAUCUCAGUUCUAGCAGCCGUCAUGUCACUGAGCUAUUCCACUAUUGGUUGGGCUGCUUCCCUCCACAAAGGAAUAGCCCCAGAUGUGCAGUACGGCCACAGGGCAUCCACAACAACAGGAAACGUUUUCAACUUCUUGAGUGCCUUGGGAGAUGUGGCCUUUGCCUUUGCAGGCCACAAUGUGGUUUUGGAGAUCCAAGCAACAAUCCCUUCCACACCCGAGAAGCCCUCCAAGAAGCCCAUGUGGAAAGGUGUCUUGGUUGCCUAUGCUGUUGUGGCCUUGUGCUACUUCCCCGUUGCCCUCAUUGGUUACUUGGUUUUUGGAGACAAAGUUGAGGACAAUAUCCUCAUAUCCUUGGAGAAGCCCUGGUGGCUCAUUGCCAUUGCUAACCUCUUUGUCGUUAUCCACGUCAUCGGUAGCUAUCAGGUCUAUGCUAUGCCCGUGUUCGACAUGAUGGAAUCGUUCUUGGUUCUAAGGAUGAAGUUCAAGCCAAGUUUCAUGCUUCGAUUUGUGACUCGGACUGGAUAUGUUGCAUUUACCAUGUUUAUUGCAAUCACGUUUCCUUUCUUUGGUGGCCUUCUCGGUUUCUUUGGAGGCCUUGCCUUUGCUCCCACAACAUACUUUCUCCCUUGCAUUAUGUGGCUUGCCAUUUACAAACCAAAGAAGUAUGGCUUGUCUUGGAUCACCAACUGGUUUUGCAUUAUCUUUGGAGUGCUAUUGAUGGUUUUGGCCCCCAUUGGUGCGUUGAGGCAGAUCAUACUACAAGCCAAGAGUUUCAAGUUCUACGCUUGA